This is a messenger RNA of Coffea arabica (coffee), 3307 nucleotides long. Its product is annotated as pentatricopeptide repeat-containing protein At5g15010, mitochondrial. The record is from RefSeq and is a predicted model, not a curated record. NCBI's taxonomy places the organism in Eukaryota, Viridiplantae, Streptophyta, Magnoliopsida, Gentianales, Rubiaceae. Gene Ontology annotation, molecular function: protein binding.
UUAUUUUUAUCCAAACCGGAUGUUGCAGCAAAUUGGCUUCAUGUCCAGGGUUUCACAGCUUGAUGGAUGAAGUCCGUACUGACAACUAAUUCGGUAAAAAGGAGCAAGUUGAUGCUGUGAUUGCUCAAACUUGUAGCCUGUAGGUGUAGUGGUUUGCGGGUCUAUACUUCAUAGUUGCAUUUCUUCUUUCAGUCAUUUUCUCAAACAUCUUAUGCACGAAGACGCCUCUUUCAUUUUGUCAUCCUUGUGAAAAUUGGAACUUGGUUCAUUUCGAAAACCAUGUGGAAAUGCAGAAGAAGAUUCACUGCAUCGUCCUCCUUCCUUUGGUCCUACGGCAGUUUGAGUACUCAGUUACCAAAACAUAUAGUUGUUGCUAAGCCAAUUGAUUUACUUCAUCAGCGUUCUAUUCGAUUCGCACAAAGUCCUCAAUUUUUAAGAAAUCCCUUGAGUUUUAAUUCCUGUAUUUUCCCACUCUUUUCCUCCUCUGUUAGCUGGUCGUCCAGCACAAAAUUCCCAGACUCCCAUUCUCGACAUGGUGCUGAAGACGAUGAUAAUGAUAGCAUUGGAAAUGAGGACGAAGAUCUUUACAAUAAUGAAGAAAUGGAUGGUAGCAAAUGUCAAAAAUCCACUUUAACUGAUUUACGGGAUGUAGAAACCUUAAUGACUAUUCUGGAAGAAUCGAAAACAAGCAGGUCUGUGAUGAAGAACAAACUCGAGCAUUGUGGAGUUACAGUUACAUCUGAGUUGGUGGUGGAGGUGCUGUCUCGGGUGAGGAAUGAUUGGGAAGCAGCAUUUACUUUCUUCUUGUGGGCCAGCAAGCAGCCGGGCUAUGCACAUUCCUUGAGAGAAUACCAUUCAAUGAUAUCUAUACUCGGGAAAAUGAGGAAGUUUGAUACUGCAUGGGGUUUGAUUGAUGAAAUGAGAGUGAGAGGUGGAAGCACAGGUACUCCACUUGUGACUCCUCAGACUCUUUUGAUUAUGAUCAGGAAAUACUGUGCUGUUCAUGAUGUGGCUAAGGCAAUUAAUACUUUUUAUGCAUACAAACGGUUUAAAUUUGAAAUCACAAUUGAAGAUUUCCAGGAUCUUUUAUCCGCCCUUUGUCGUUACAAGAAUGUGAAAGAUGCUGAGUAUUUGCUUUUCUGUAACAAAAGUGUGUUUCCUUUGAAUACUAAGAGCUUUAACAUUAUCCUCAAUGGGUGGUGUAAUGUUGUUGGUGAUUUACGAGAAGGAAUGAGAAUUUGGAGGGAGAUGAAAGCUAGAGGGAUUCCCAGAGAUGUUUUUUCAUAUUCUAGUAUGAUGUCUUGCUAUUCAAAAUUUGGUAACCUUAAAUCUCUGCUCAAACUUUUUGACCAAAUGAAAGGAUUGGACAUUGCACCUGACCGGAAAGUAUAUAAUGCUGUGAUACAUGCUCUUGCUAAAGGCAAGCAUGUAAAGGAAGCUCGGAAUCUCAUGAAAACAAUGCAGGAGAAUGGGAUUUCAGCAAAUGCUGCUACAUAUAACUCACUGAUCAUGCCUCUCUGUAGAACCCGUCAAAUAGAUGCAGCUCGAGAGAUCUUUAACGAAAUGACAGAGAAGGGCAUGCCCCCUACUGUUCGGACUUAUCAUGCUUUCUUUCGGAUUUUGAUGACAGGGGAAGAGGUGUUUGCGCUCUUGCAAAGCAUGAAUGUGACAGGUUGCCAACCAGGCCAUGACACAUAUAUAAUGUUAAUUAGAAAGUUUUGUCGCUGGCGCCAGCUUGAUAAUGUUUUCAAACUGUGGACUGAAAUGAGAAAUAAUGGACUUGAUCAUGAUCGGAGCUCUUACAUUGUGCUGAUAAAUGGACUAUUUUUGAAUGGAAAGCUUGAGGAGUCAUACCAAUAUUAUCUAGAGAUGAAAAAGAAACAUUUAUUACCAGAACCUAAGAUUGAAGAAAUGCUUCAGGCUUGGCUAGCAGGCAAGCAAAAUGAUGGGAGGCAAAUUACACACUUGAAAGACAGUCAAGAAGUCCCUACUAAGCUAGAGAAUAAAGCCAGACAUAAACCGAAAAAACUUGAUGGCAAAAGAGAUUUCUUCCAUCAACCUGAAGGGAAAAUGACCACGAGAGAACAUGGUUUCUCAUUUUGGAAGGAUUAAGUGAAUUUGGAUAUUAUGCAUUAUGCCAUCAAUUCUUGGCUCUGCUUGAUCAUUUGGCUAUUAUCAAAUUCAAAUACUGCCACAAAAUCUAAAGAUACCGUUGCUUUUGGUGAGGAUAUAGACUUAUUAGUCCUAGAACUCGCAUGCAACCAUUUAUGCAAGACUUGAAGUACAAGCUGCAUAGGACUAUCUGGAGUUUACAAGACAAAUAAGGCCAUGGUUGUUGUUUGGCUAUUCAGUGGAAAAUAGGCAUCACAUAAAGGUCAACCUGCUGGAGGGUCAUCUAUGAUUCCUGAAUAAAUCAAGAAUCAUCUUUUGGUCUGCUAACCUUUAUCUCAGCAGAGCCUAUGGGGGUUAAUUUGUGCAAUCUCAACCAUACAUUUUGCUGAAGUGUGUACUCAUUCAGAGCACCAUCUCUAGAACUGGACGCUGUGGUUUCCUUUGUGGUUGAUCAUUUAUGAACUACUAUGACACCUGGCUAAAUGAAUCUCAGUCUCUGCUCUGUACUCCACAGCCAAGACCUUAGAGAACACCUUCCAUUCCCAGUCCAGGUGUAAAACAAUGCUUUUGAGGGAUGUUUUGCUACUGGACAUGUUUAGCUUGCAGACUGACUAUGAUCUUGAAGCCAAGCCUUCACCAGUGCAUGAGAUGGUUUUUCUUGCAAGUUCUCUGUGGUAACGUUGGUAAUGCAGCUCAAUUUAGUAUACAACUCAGUGGAUCUGUGGGAUCAAUAAUCCAUUUAGGUGUCCUCAGGUGGCAUGCAUUUUCAGUUCCUUGAAAGUGGUGAAUGUCAUACAUGAUAAUAGGUCAUGGUGCAUGAGUUUGCUGAAUUUGUACUGAAUCUUUUCUUACCCACAGAUGCAGUACAAAAAGUUGUAGCUAUUCAUUUACUUUCAUUUGCAGUAUCCCUGAUGGACUUGAUGGAAGAUUGACGCUCGUUGUAAGUAUUCUGUCAAUCCUGGAUAUCACAUUGCAGAGGACUGCUUACUGUCUUCUAGUCAAUGCCAACAUCUCAAGUCCUUCCAUCUGUGGGUAAAUUUAUCUUGUCACUACCUAUUCCCCUCUGGUUCAAAUGCUAAAUUUGGUAUUUUUUGGUCCAGGUUGCCAGAUUAGUGGUAAUUUGUUUGAUAGGUGCAUUCUUAUUAAUUGUUCCUGUUUGUUACUAAUUAAAUGUAGCUGUUGAAACUGAUUUUCA